This is a messenger RNA of Cricetulus griseus (Chinese hamster), 1554 nucleotides long. The record is from RefSeq and is a predicted model, not a curated record. NCBI's taxonomy places the organism in Eukaryota, Metazoa, Chordata, Mammalia, Rodentia, Cricetidae.
AUGUUGCGCGUGGUAAGCUGGAAUAUCAAUGGGAUCCGGAGGCGCCUGCAAAGUCUGGGAUGCCAGGUGCCCAGUAACUGUUCAACGGACUUGCGACACAUUUUGGAAGAGCUGGACGCUGAUAUUGUCUGUUUCCAGGAGACCAAAGUGACCAGAGAUGCUCUGACGGAGCCACUGGCUGUUGUUGAGGGCUAUAACUCCUAUUUCAGCUUCAGCCGCAGCCAGCGUGGCUAUUCUGGUGUAGCCACUUUCUGUAAGGACAGUGCUACUCCAGUGGCUGCUGAAGAAGGCCUGAGUGGUCUGUUUGCCAACCUGAAUGGGAAUGUUGGUUGCUAUGGAAACAUGACCGAGUUCACCCAAGAGCAGCUAAGGGCUCUAGAUAGUGAGGGCCGGGCUGUCCUCACACAGCACAAGAUUCAUACAUGGGAAGGAAAAGAGAAGCCCUUGACCCUUAUCAACGUAUACUGCCCACAUGCAGAUCCUGGGAAGCCUGAGCGGCUGACCUUUAAGAUGCAUUUCUAUCGCCUGCUGCAGAUCAGAGCAGAAGCACUCCUGGCAGCUGGCUGCCAUGUAAUAAUCCUGGGGGACCUGAAUACAGCUCACCGUCCCAUUGACCAUUGCGAUGCUGGCAGUCUAGAGUGCUUCGAAGAAGACCCAGGGCGUAAGUGGUUGGAUGGCUUGCUCAGUGACCUGGAGUGCCAGACUGGGUCACAUAUAGGGCCUUUCAUGGAUAGCUACCGUUAUUUCUAUCCAAAACAGGAGGGGGCCUUCACCUGCUGGUCAGUGAUCACUGGUGCCCGCCAUUUCAACUAUGGUGCCCGACUGGACUAUGUACUAGGAGAUAGGACUCUAAUCAUAGAUACCUUCCAAGCUGCCUUCCUGCUCCCUGAAGUGAAGGGCUCUGACCACUGCCCUGUGGGAGCUGUCUUGAAUAUGUCCUGUGUGCCAGCAAAACAGUGCCCAGCUCUGUGUACCCGUUUCCUCCCUGAGUUUUCAGGUACCCAGCUCAAGAUUCUUGGUUUCCUAGUCCCUCAUAAACAAGAACCUAUGUGGGGGCAGCAAGUCCUGCAGCCCAGCCAUCAAAUCCAGGUCCAGAAACAACAAAAAUCACAGGACCACAGGUACUCAUCCAGACCUCAAAAACGUCGAGGUGGCUCCAGAAGAUGCCAGAAAAACCUGAUGAGUUAUUUUCAGCCUUCUGUUAGUCUUCCCAAAACUUCUGUUGUAGAACUUCCUAGGCUGCCUCUCGUGGGAACUUUUAUUACCCCAAAGACUCCAGAAGAGGAUGUGAUAGCCACAACAGUGGAUGAUCAGGUCAGCGUUUCUGAGGUCGAAGAUAAAAAGGUGGUACAGACCUUGUUCUGGAAGUCUGUGUUGAGUGGGCCCUCACCCGCACCCCUCUGCAGAGGCCACAAGGAGCCAUGUGUGAUGCGGAUUGUGAAAAAACCAGGACCUAACAUGGGCCGACAUUUCUACAUAUGCGCCAGGCCACAAGGUCCUCCCGAUGACCCCUCAUCAAGCUGCAACUUCUUCCUCUGGCGCAGGCCCAGCUGA